UCACGAUUUUGCCCGCUUCCUGUGGAAGCUCUCUGGUGCAGCACUUGGGCUUUUCAGUGAUCUUGGUAGGUCGUGUUAACCUGCUGGUGGGGACUGUGCCGUAUGGUAGUGUCCUGUGGCACAUUGCCAGCCUCUGAGCUAUCACACUGGAAUACACCACAGCGAAUGUCAUCUCCGUGGGUUCUGGCUAAGGGCAACUAUGGAGAAAGUGGAAUGGAGGCUUUCAAAGAUAUGUCAGCCAAGGAAGGGAUUUGCAUCGCCCACUCCUACAAAAUCUACAGUAAUGCAGGGGAGCAGAGUUUCGAUAAGCUGCUGAAGAAGCUCACAAGCCAUUUGCCUAAGGCCCGUGUGGUGGCUUGCUUCUGUGAGGGCAUGACGGUGAGAGGUCUGCUGAUGGCUAUGAGGCGUCUGGGACUCGCAGGAGAGUUUCUGCUUCUGGGCAGUGAUGGCUGGGCUGACAGAUACGAUGUGACAGAUGGAUAUCAGCGAGAAGCUGUUGGUGGGAUCACAAUCAAGCUACAAUCACCUGAUGUCAAGUGGUUUGAUGAUUAUUACCUGAAGCUCCGACCAGAAACAAACCUCCGAAACCCCUGGUUUCAAGAAUUUUGGCAACACCGUUUCCAGUGCCGUCUGGAAGGUUUUGCACAGGAGAACAGCAAAUACAACAAGACUUGCAAUAGCUCUCUGACGCUAAGAACACAUCAUGUUCAAGACUCCAAAAUGGGAUUUGUGAUCAAUGCAAUCUAUUCGAUGGCCUAUGGACUCCACAACAUGCAGAUGUCCCUCUGUCCAGGCUAUGCAGGACUCUGCGAUGCAAUGAAGCCAAUUGAUGGACGGAAACUUUUGGAUUCCCUGAUGAAAACCAAUUUUACUGGGGUUUCUGGAGAUAUGAUCUUGUUCGAUGAGAAUGGAGAUUCUCCAGGAAGGUAUGAAAUAAUGAAUUUCAAGGAAAUGGGAAAAGAUUAUUUUGAUUACAUCAAUGUUGGAAGUUGGGACAAUGGAGAAUUAAAAAUGGAUGAUGAUGAAGUAUGGUCCAAGAAAAAUAGCAUCAUCAGAUCUGUGUGCAGCGAACCAUGUGAGAAAGGCCAGAUAAAGGUGAUCCGGAAGGGCGAAGUCAGCUGUUGUUGGACCUGUACACCUUGUAAAGAGAAUGAGUAUGUUUUUGAUGAGUACACCUGCAAGGCAUGCCAACUGGGGUCUUGGCCCACUGAUGACCUGACAGGUUGUGAUUUGAUACCAGUACAGUAUCUUCGCUGGGGAGACCCUGAGCCCAUUGCAGCUGUGGUAUUUGCCUGCCUUGGCCUGCUAGCCACCCUGUUUGUUACUGCGAUCUUCAUAAUUUACCGUGAUACACCAGUGGUUAAGUCAUCCAGCAGGGAGCUCUGCUACAUUAUCCUUGCUGGCAUCUGCCUGGGCUACUUAUGUACUUUCUGCCUCAUUGCAAAGCCCAAACAGAUUUACUGCUACCUUCAGAGAAUUGGCAUUGGUCUCUCUCCAGCCAUGAGUUAUUCAGCCCUUGUAACCAAGACCAACCGUAUUGCAAGGAUCCUGGCCGGCAGCAAGAAGAAGAUCUGCACCAAAAAGCCCAGAUUCAUGAGUGCCUGUGCCCAACUAGUGAUUGCUUUCAUUCUCAUAUGCAUCCAGUUGGGCAUCAUAGUUGCCCUCUUUAUCAUGGAGCCUCCUGAUAUCAUGCACGACUACCCAAGUAUUCGUGAAGUCUACCUGAUUUGUAACACUACCAACCUAGGAGUUGUCACUCCACUUGGAUACAAUGGAUUGUUGAUACUGAGCUGUACCUUCUACGCGUUCAAAACCAGAAAUGUCCCAGCUAACUUUAAUGAGGCCAAGUAUAUUGCCUUCACAAUGUACACUACCUGCAUCAUAUGGCUGGCAUUUGUGCCAAUCUACUUUGGCAGCAACUACAAAAUAAUCACCAUGUGUUUUUCUGUCAGCCUGAGUGCUACAGUGGCCUUAGGCUGCAUGUUUGUGCCAAAAGUGUACAUCAUUCUGGCCAAACCAGAGAGAAACGUGCGCAGCGCCUUCACCACUUCCACUGUGGUACGCAUGCAUGUAGGGGAUGGCAAGUCAUCCUCUGCAGCUAGCAGAUCCAGCAGCCUGGUCAACCUCUGGAAGAGGAGGGGCUCCUCUGGGGAAACCCUAAGGUAAAAAUUGUGGGGGCAUGGUGG
Molecule: messenger RNA, 2186 nt
Organism: Ochotona princeps (American pika)
Lineage: Eukaryota; Metazoa; Chordata; Mammalia; Lagomorpha; Ochotonidae
Gene: GRM5
Product: glutamate metabotropic receptor 5
Exons: 7
Coding region: 103-2166 (687 amino acids)
Biological process (GO): regulation of synaptic transmission, glutamatergic; trans-synaptic signaling by endocannabinoid, modulating synaptic transmission; G protein-coupled glutamate receptor signaling pathway
Cellular component (GO): postsynaptic density membrane
Molecular function (GO): adenylate cyclase inhibiting G protein-coupled glutamate receptor activity; G protein-coupled receptor activity involved in regulation of postsynaptic membrane potential
Source: RefSeq, a predicted model, not a curated record